Molecule: messenger RNA, 933 nt
Organism: Mesorhabditis belari
Lineage: Eukaryota; Metazoa; Nematoda; Chromadorea; Rhabditida; Rhabditidae
Source: the annotation of a GenBank genome assembly
AUGGAAUUGGAUAUCUGGCCCGGCGACUUUGGGCUGCCAUCCAUCGAUGUGUCGUGCUUGCACUUUUUGGCUUGUAGCAAGUUCUGUGCUAGCCCGAUCACGUAUGUCACUUCGACGGCCCCUUGGAACUCGCCGACAGGAGAAUACCCAGUUUGUGUUGAUCGGAAGGGAAAAGGAAAGCCGAUUUGUGAUUUCGACAAAUUUGUUGAAGAGUUGCGAACCAAUGGACAAGCAGUGGUGAUCGAUGGAGGGUUAACGCCAAAAGAGAAAGCACAAAUUGAUGCGUUUGCAUGCUUUCUGCAGCAAAGAUUGCAACCAGCUGUGAAUCACACUUUGUGGGCCGAUGAUCUCAACUACCACACAACUACUCAUUAUUGGUAUACAAGCAAGCUUUCAUUCCCAUACAAUUUGUACUAUGUGGAGAGAAGAAGAAAACGUGUCCUCCGAACUUUGGCCAACAAAAAUGUCAAUCAGAUGAUGCUUGAUGCUUUGCAGGCUUUGAAUAUGCUUUCUGCAAAACUUGGUGACAAUAAAUAUUUCUAUGGAGACAAGCCAACAAGCCUUGAUGCUUUGGUUUUUGGAUAUUUAGCGGUACUUUUGAGAGUCCCUCUGCCAAAUGAUCGGCUACAGGUACAUUUGUCCGCUUGCCCAAACCUUGUGCGUUUUGUUGAGCUCAUCAUCUCCAUCUACUUACCGUCAACCGAUUCAAAACAAUCUAAAAGCAAUACUUUCUGGCAAACUCGUGUGGCUAAGGCGAUCAAACAGAAAGAAGCUAGCGCUGCACAGCCAAAAGAGGAGGAAGCAGAAGAUUUGCCGAUUAGAGAUGCCAUUCUAUUUGGGCUGGGUGCGCUGACACUGUCGCUCAUUUUUGCCGUUCAUUCGGGAAUCAUUGAGAUUCAGAUGGAAGAAGAGGAAAAUCCGAUUGUGAAAGAU